Messenger RNA from Protobothrops mucrosquamatus (brown spotted pit viper), 2610 nucleotides. Its product is annotated as vomeronasal type-2 receptor 26-like. The transcript is spliced from 6 exons. Lineage: Eukaryota; Metazoa; Chordata; Lepidosauria; Squamata; Viperidae. Gene Ontology annotation, cellular component: membrane. Gene Ontology annotation, molecular function: G protein-coupled receptor activity. The record is from RefSeq and is a predicted model, not a curated record. Gene Ontology annotation, biological process: G protein-coupled receptor signaling pathway. Bases 1 to 2604 code for a protein of 867 amino acids.
AUGUACUUUCUGAUUUUCUUAGUGUACAAAGUAGCUACUUUGAGGUGCCCUGCAAGUAAUGCUUUCCUUGUUCCACAUGAGUGGUACCAGCCUGGAGACUUCAUCAUUGGUGGAAUAGCGUCCCAGAUUCUUUACCACUUUUUGGAAAUGAAAUUUAAUGAACAUCCUGCCAGAAGACCUAAUGACAUACCAAUUAUAAUCACCAAAUUUCAUCAGCAUGUCCUUGCCUUGGCCUUUGCUGUGAAGGAGAUCAAUGAGGACUCCCAGAUCUUACCUAACAUCACUCUUGGGUUCCACAUCUAUGACAGUUACCACAACCCAAGGAUGACCUAUCGCACCACUCUGGACCUCCUUUUCAAAUCCCAGGAAUUUGUCCUUAACUACAAAUGUGAUAGCCAGAAAAAACUCAUGGCUAUUAUUGGAGGAUUGGAUUUUGAUACAUCAUCUUAUAUUGCUGAAAUAAUGGAUUUCUUCAAAUUUUCACAACUGACAUAUGGCUCAUUGGCCCAAGAUGCAUUUCAGACCAGUAAGCUCUCUUCACUUUAUUUCAUGGUCCCAAAAGAGGACCAUCAAUACAUUGGGAUUAUCCAACUACUUCGCCAUUUCGGGUGGACAUGGAUUGGGAUUUAUGCUGUUGAUAACAAUAAUGGAGAAAAAUUCUUACACAAAAUACAGCCCUUACUUUCAGAGAAUGGAAUCUGCUCAUCGUUCAUAGAAAGGCUUGCACAACUGGUCCACUUGGAAGACGUCCAAGAAGUUUAUCUUACAGUCUCAAUUAUGCCCAUUAAUUUUAUGAACAGCAAAACCAAUGCAUUUCUUGUCUAUGGAGAAUCCUGGGCAAUUAUGUGGCUAAGGUAUGCUACAUUUUUUGCAGAUCCUGAGAGCAAAGAAACUGCAUUAUUUAGAAAUGUGUGGAUCAUGACUGCGCAGAUUGAUUUCAUAUUAUCAGGAUUUCAAAUCACAUGGGAUCUCAAGAUGUUCCAUGGGGCUAUUUCCUUCACUGUUCAUUCAAGAGCAGUUGUAGGUUUCAAAGAAUUUCUUCAGACCGUAAAUCCUCUUUCAGACGACAGAGAUGGGUUUCUGCAGGAUGUUUGGGAACAAUCAUUUGAUUGUUCAUUUCCAAAACCAGAGUUACAAGAUAUGCAGAGUAGGAAAUGCACUGGGGAGAUGAAGCUGGAGGACCUUCCUGCACCUGUAUUUGAAAUGGAAAUGACUGGCCAAAGCUAUAGUAUCUACAAUGCUGUUUAUGCUGUGGCUCAUGCUUUGCAAGGUCUACUCAUUCUAGAGUUCAAUAGAAAGAAAACUAAGAUGGAUAAAAAACCUGAUUUUCAAUAUCUGCAGGCUUGGCAGCUCCACUCAUUUCUUCAAGGCAUUUCUUUUAACAAUUCAGCUGGGGAGAGAGUGUUCCUGAAUGAGAAAGGAAAAGCAACAGGUGGAUUCGACAUCACCAACUUAAUCAUUUUUCCAAACAGAUCCUUCCAGAGAGUUAGAGUUGGAAAGCUGGAUCUACAGGCCCCAAAAGGGAAGGAAUUACUCAUUGAUGAAGAUGUGAUCAUCUGGAAUCCAGUUUUUAACCAGGUUCUUCCACUUUCUCAAUGCAAUGAUCCUUGUUUCCCUGGAUCCUGGAAGAAAGGGAUUGAGGGGGAUCAAUUCUGCUGCUAUGCCUGUGUUCCAUGUCCAGAAGGGAAGAUUUCAAAUCAAAAUGAUAUGGAUGACUGUUUUGAAUGUUCAGAAGAUCAUUAUCCAAAUAAAGAAAAGAAAGGAUGUAUCCUGAAACUGCUGAUCUUUCUAACUAUUGAAGAAACCUUAGGAAUUUGUUUAGCCUCAGCAGCUCUUUGUUUCUUCUUCUUGACAUCUUGGGUACUUGGAACUUUUAUUAAGCACAGGGACACUCCCAUUGUCAAAGCCAACAACAGGUUCCUCACCUACACCCUGCUUGUCUCUCUUCUGCUCUGUUUCCUCUCCUCUUUGUUCUUUCUCAGCCAUCCUGGCAAAGUGACCUGCCUUCUCCGACAAUCAAUGUUUGGCAUCACUUUCUCAGUUGCCAUUUCUAGUGUAUUGGCCAAAACCAUCACUGUAGUUGUGGCUUUCAUGGCCACUAAACCAGGAUCUCAGAUGAGGAAAUGGGUGGGGAAAAGAUUGGCUUUUUGUACUGUCCUUUCCUGUUCUCUCUUCCAAGUAUUGAUUUGUAUUAUUUGGUUGUCAACAUCUCCACCAUUCCCUGAGUUGGACAUGUAUUCAGAGCUCCAAGAAAUAAUUUUGCAGUGCAAUGAGGGGUCAGCUUUUUUCUUUUAUUGUGUCUUGGGCUACAUGGGUAUCUUGGCCAUUGCCAGCUUUUUUGUGGCUUUUCUUGCUCGUAAAUUACCUGACAGCUUUAACGAAGCCAAGUUCAUCACCUUCAGCAUGUUGGCAUUUUGCAGUGUGUGGGUCUCCUUCUUUCCAGCCUAUCUGAGCACAAAAGGAAAAGCCAUGGUUGCUGUGGAGAUCUUCUCCAUCUUGUCCUCCAGUGCUGCAUUACUGGGAUGCAUAUUUUUGCCAAAAUGCUACAUAAUUGUUUUUAGGCCUGACCUCAACCACAGGGAGCAACUCACAAAGAGAAAUUAGUAUCCU